ACGAAUCCAGCUGCAAAAUGCUCGACAUUAUCAUUAAACCACCCGCUAGUGAAGAAGAUUUUACGGAAACCGUAUUUCUUCUCAUCGAUUACGCAGUGGAGGUACCGCGAACCCAGCGCACUCGUGAACGCUUAGCGAGCCUUCUUGGAUGGUCGGGGGCUGGCGAAGAGUUGAAGACACUCAAGCUGUUCGAAAAUGUGUUACGCAAAUACUGUGUCGGUGAGCUUGAUGCCGGCCGGUUUCGUUCACACUUCACUAAUCUGUCCACGGUGCAACAAGAUCGACUAGUGGAGAUCGUGAACCUGCGGAAAGCGGAAAUAGCUCAGCGACUGAUUGACGAGGUCAACCGACGGGAAGGUGGUGUGCCGUUGGUCGAAUGGUUCGAUUGGAAUGUUAGCUGGAUAAUGGGCAGCAGCAGUCUGGCAUCGAUCCGCCAACAACUGUGUACGGUCACUUUCGCCUGUCGGGAUGUGGAUGCAAAGGCCACAACGAUUAGCUUCGAAAUGGACCGGCAACAGGUUGAUGAAGUAGUCCGUCAACUGGAAACUGUGGCGUAACCUGUGACCUUGCUAUGGACGACGAAUACGACUGUGCAUUCCGUUGAAUUGAAAACAUAAAAUAAGUUACAUUGCCCUUAUAACCAACGGUGUAAGCCUUGCGCUCGUGGUGUAGCUCUUGAUCGUCGUGCAACCCAGUUCGAGUUCCAGCAAGGCUAGAUAGUGAAGUGCACAAAGUAUAGUGCGGAGUAGAUAAGGUUAAAUUCGCACUCGACUCGCACUCAAAUAAUUCUGGAGUGCACCGUUAGAAUCGGAAAAUGUAAUGUAAUGUUAGUCAUCUCUCGUGAAGCAAGUUCGAUCUUCGUUAUUGACCUCUUUUUCUUCAUUCUCCUAAUCGAUUAGGAUUCAAAAUCCGCCAUUAAAUAAAGAUGCUACAUAAAUUGUCUUGAUCUUGAUCCAUUCUAAAAGAUUGAUAUA
Molecule: messenger RNA, 974 nt
Organism: Anopheles cruzii
Lineage: Eukaryota; Metazoa; Arthropoda; Insecta; Diptera; Culicidae
Exons: 2
Coding region: 18-557 (179 amino acids)
Source: RefSeq, a predicted model, not a curated record